AUGGCCAACGCUUUUUCUGCGGCCUUUCUGGCGGUAGUCGCCUGCCUAAUUGCUUCGGCUGGUGCACAGGGCAGCGCAUGCACCUCGGGUUCGGCUUGCCAACCGUGGGGGGUGGAGCGGCGCUGCGCUGUUGGUAAGCGAAUGGACCUCCGCUAUGGGGUGCGGCUUUCUCACCCUUCUGCGAUGAUCGCGUUUGGGUUUUGUCCCGUUGUGGAUGAGCUUCAGGCGUUUAAUCUCACCGGCACAGGUUCACUGCUCUCGAGUCUUCGUGCGGGAGAAUUCGCCUGGAUGUCCAUCUACGGCCAGGGAUCUGCAGGAAACCAAACGGAGGACCUUUCCAACGCGGUGCUCUUCGCUGAGACAUCCGAUGCGUGCGGCAACGGUGAGCGGGCCGUUGUCAACUUUAUCAUUCUGCGCUUCUCCAUGACCCGGGGUCGAUACACCUACGGGAGUAACACGUCAUAUCCAACAAGUUCAGGUUUUGAGCCCACGUGUGACAGUCGCGGUUACUGUCCUUACGACUCUGGGAGCGUCUGUGUCGGGUUGCCCGGGAAGAAGAAUUGCGCCAAAUGUUUGGCGGGAGAUGCGUUGAAGAAGGCACAGACGACGGUAUGGGUCUCCUAUUAUGGGACGGACGCCGACGGUGCUGUGUUUACAAGCGGGGAAUCCAACCCUGCGGAGUUCCAGCGAUUUAGCAUGGGUGCCUUGGGGGCAAUGUCUAGGGCCCUUGAUGAUUAG
Messenger RNA from Trypanosoma conorhini, 738 nucleotides. RefSeq lists its product as uncharacterized. The record is from RefSeq and is a predicted model, not a curated record. The transcript has a single exon. The coding region runs from base 1 to 738 and encodes 245 amino acids. NCBI's taxonomy places the organism in Eukaryota, Euglenozoa, Kinetoplastea, Trypanosomatida, Trypanosomatidae.